Molecule: messenger RNA, 508 nt
Organism: Cyanistes caeruleus (blue tit)
Lineage: Eukaryota; Metazoa; Chordata; Aves; Passeriformes; Paridae
Source: RefSeq, a predicted model, not a curated record
AUGGGGGGAAAAGAAAGGGUUAAAAAUGGCGGGAGAAAGGGCGGUGACGUCAUUGGGCCACGCCCCCCCCCCAGCCGGUCACGUGACGAUGAUGUCACACACACCCCCCCCGGGCUGAUCCACCUGCGGCGCCGCACGCCCGUCCCCGCCCUGCUGCUGACGUGCGCGUCCACGCUGCUGAUGCUGGUGACGGGCGAUAUUUACACGCUGAUUAAUUACGUGGGCUUCGUUAAUUACACGUGGUACGGCGUCACCGUGGCCGGGCUGCUGGUGCUGCGGCGGAGGGAGCCGGAGCUGCCCCGCCCCAUCAAGGUGCCCCUGGUGCUGCCGGCGCUGUUCCUGCUCUUCUGGGCGGGGCUCCUGCUCUUCUCCCUGUGGGCGGAGCCUGUGGUGUGCGGGGUGGGCGUGGCCAUCACCGCCACCGGGGCGCCCGUCUAUUGGCUGUGCCUGCGGAGGGGGCGGGGCCAGCGCGGGACACGCCCCCUGCAGGGGAUGAGGAGGAGGAUGG